GUGAAAAAAAUUCCAACGUGAGAAAUUAAAACUUCUUUCGACCCCAAUAAUCAGUAAUAAUUUAGCACAGAUGAUUGAAAAUUUUCUCAGUACCUACACGUCGGCAUAGAAUAAAGUUGACUCUCUGAAGACAAUGUAAGUAGAAGUACGUAUAUUUUAUAAUAUUACCAUGAUAAGGAGAAGAUAAGAUGAAACAUUUCGGUGUUGAUUCAAGUAAGAAUUAAGAAGUACAGAUAAGUCCAGGUACACAAUAUACAUUCAUAUCAUGAAAGAAAUUACUCGUUAUAAAAUAUUUGAACUCGAAAAAUUUUUGGAUAGAAAUGUGCAAACUAAAAUAUGUAAGUAUGCACAAAUGUAGGUAAAUCAUCGCAAUACUAAUUUGCUUUUCGUAGAUACGUGUUUUACGUUUUUUCGUUCUUAUGCAACUAUAGUUUAUCGACCACACGUCAAUAUGGAAAUUUCAUCAAUUUUUAUCUGCACUUUAUUUGUGGCACAAAUACACUUCUCUCAAGGAUUAAAAAUAUUGGGAAUUUUUCCGUAUCCGUCCAAAAGUCAUUUUACCUUCAAUAAUGCUGUAAUGAAAAGUUUAAUAGACGCUCGCCACGAAGUCACCGUAAUCACCUGUUUUCCAGAUCAAGCAUCGCAGCAAAACUACACAUCGAUAAUCGAUAUUUCAAAGGAGGAACUCAUGUUCAAAGGCAAACCAUUUGCAACCGUUUUUGCCAAGAGUACUUUCGCAUUGCUGACACGUGUAAUGAACGCCGAGAGACCUUUUUGUUAUGAGAUCAUGAAAUUGCCAGAAAUUCAACUCGCAUUAACCUCCAACAAGAAAUUAUACGACGUUAUCUUCGUCGAGAUCUUACUCCUGUACAACUGUUUUUUACCCUUAGCUGCAAAAUUCAAUGUACCAGUAAUAGGAACAGAAGCAUUUAAACAAGAAUAUUACGCUGAUUAUUCCAUAGGCAAUCCCCAACAUCCAGGAUACAUUUUUUUCGAAGCAGUAUCGAAUCGUUGGGACAAGGAUAGCUUUUUAGGACGUUUUAGUAACGUGUGGAUUUACUUGGAAGCAAUUUUAUUCAACUAUUUAUACCUGGUACCUUGUUUGGAAACAUUUCACCAGGAUCAUUUGGAUCAACUUGCACCCUUGAGUAAAUACAAAGAUAUUGCACCGAGUUUAAUAUUUUACAACAAUCAUCCGGCCUCAUUGAGCAGACCCAGUGUGCCAAAUGCCAUUGAAGUUGGAUGCAUCCAUGCCCAACGAGCUGAACCUUUACCAAAAGACAUUGAAAAAUUCAUCGACGAAGCCGUACACGGUGUUAUACUAUUUUCAGUAGGUUCAUUGGUCAAAGCUGCUACAAUGCCUUCUAAAACAAUACAUACUUUCAGAGAAGCAUUCGCCGAGAUCCCUCAACGAGUAAUUUGGAAAUACGAAAAUCGAAUGGAAAAUGUACCUAAUAAUGUAAUGUUGUUAGAUUGGUUGCCUCAAAGAAGUAUACUAGAACACAAAAACGUCAAGGUAUUCAUCAGCCAUUGUGGUCAGGGAGGCAUGUACGAAGCCAUUUACUCUGCCACUCCAGUAGUCUCUUGCGCAAUAACCACUGAUCAAUUCAUCAAUGCUAAUAUUUUGAGAAAAAUGGAAGCAGCGGUUCAGCUCGACAUAACCAAUAUUUCCAAAGAAGACAUUUUAACAGCGUUGAAUAGAAUAAUCAAUGAUACGAAGUAUCGCACCAAUAUGGAAAAAUUAUCGAAAAUUCUCAAAGAUCGUCCGAUGUCACCUGAACAAAGCGUUGUAUACUGGACCGAAUACAUCGCCAGGCAUAACGGAGCACCUCAUUUGAAAACAGCUUCUUUACAAUUGAAUUGGAUUCAGUAUUUGUUAUUAGAUGUGAUUUUUUUUACUUUUUCAAUUUUUAUAAUUAUUGGCUCGCUUAUUUAUUGUACUUUCAAGCGCAUUUUACGCUAAAUAUUCUGAAUAUAUACAUACAAGCUCAACUUUUAAAAAAUAUCAUAGUUCAUUGAAAAAAUAUUUAAAAUUUCAUUACAAUUGUCUUUUUUGAUUUUAUAUAUUCUAGUUUUUGAAAAUUCAAAAAUGGAAAAUGUAAAUUAUACGGUUUAAUCUCACAUUCUAUAUAAAUGAGAUUCAAAAUUGUCAAAGUAUAACUUCAAGAUUGCGCCAAAACAGGGUGUCCAACAAAAUUUCAAAAUAAAAUAGCAGUACUUUAUUAAAACGAUUUUUAGCAGGACAUUUUUCAACACUAUGGGAUUUUUAACAGGAGAGGAGGGGGAAGGCGUGGGCGAGGCAAAAUUUUAUAUCCAAAUUUUUCGCUUUUGGGUCAUUCCACAUCGAUUCGACCAAAAAAUGCGAUUUUGAAAGUCAUGUCUCUUGAUUUCAUUCAUUUUUUUUUCAGUAAGAAACCCGAAAUCUGUUUGGUACCAGCCCACUCAGUACUGCGAGGACAGGUGGAUGGGGCGUCAAUUAUUUGCUACGAUAUGAUACUUUGAUCAAAACUGAUUUCACAGUUUGUUCAAAAGGGCUAUGCGUUUUGAACUUUUUAAGUGUUUCGAAAUUUGCAAAUGGGUGAGGUCAAUUAAAACUAAGGCUAUAUUCGUGUUCAGCGAUAUCGAAAACAUACUACAUAUUUCAUGUGUCACACGAAUGAAACCAUUUUUUUGACUUUUACCCCCUUUGGAGAAGUGCUGGGGGCCGUGAAUGGGGUCCAAUCAAAAAACUGACGUCAUAUUCAUGUGUAGCGUCACCAAAAACAUACAAUUUGAUACGUCACAUGCGCCAGAUUUCUUUUUGAAAGUUUCACCCAAAUUUUGGGGGAGGGGGUGCUUCCCAAACAUUCAAAGAUCCCAUCUCAAAAAUUAAAUAUUUCAAAAAAGCAUCAAAUCGUACAUUUAUGGAAAUUUUUUCAGAAUUUUAAAUGGUAGCUCCCACUUAUAGCGCUAUUUUAAAAGGGUAUAGGAGGAUAAGGUACGGUUUUGGGCCCAGAAAUGGAUUUCGACGAAAUUCACACCAAAGGUUACCCAUGAUGAGAAGAUACGCUCAAAAAAUUUUCAGACCCCCAUACCUUUUUUACAGGGGGGGAGGGGCCAAAAUGUGUUUUUUAAACUUUAUUUUCUAGUGUUUCUCCAAAAGUAGAUAAAAAUUUCGCGUUUUUUUGUAUCGAUUCUUAAGGGUGAGGGGAAGACCAUGAAAUUUUUUCAAAAUUUUUCGGACCAUUUUUCACCAAAUUGUGGCGUUUUGAAAAUUUUGAGCGGCCAUUUUGUAAAGAAGUUGCGGAGGUACAGUCACCAUUUUUUUUUCCUAAAAUACGUUAUUUAGUCAAGAUUAUACCAUAAAAGUUUCAACGAGUUUGAGUUGGUGCAACAUUGUCAAAAAAAAUAAAAACUGACCACGCGUCAUAUUUGCCGGGGGUUGGGCAUGAUAGUCCACGGCGCUAUCGUGGGAAGUUACGUAGCGUUCGCGCGCGUUACUGUCGUUCGUGGUUGUCUCGUAGUCCAGUCAAAUAGGGGGGAAAAAUGGGUGAACCACAUACUCGUUAUUCCAAUCAAAUAUUUUUUGGUGAAUAUUGUCAGAAAUGUCAACCCCCUCCCUUCAUAUAUACCCCUCGAAAUGGCGUUUUUUCGUCUUAUUUCAUGUUUUUUAACAAUGAAAAUUGCGAGGAACAAUUUUCUAAACAUGUUCUUUGGAUGUAUUUACGACCCCUCAAUAUCAUAUAUUUUUUCGAAAUUUUUGUUUUGGCAGGUCCGUCAUGGUGAAAAUUUGAAAAAACGAGUCAUAGAGGGGGUAAAAUGAGUAUUUUGGAAGAAUUAACUAUUAAUGAGUGAUGUGUCGUUUCCGCAUGAUUCGAUACCACUAAGCACGAAUAUGACGUCAGAUUUUCUGCUGCACUCAUCAAGCCCCCCCCCCCCCCCGCCAAGUGUCUUCACUCCUUCAGCCUCCUCCUCAAUUUUUAAUAUUUUUGAAAUAUAGUUAUUUUGAUGAUAUUGGUGUUUUCAUAUGUUUCAAACCUACGGAGCACAAAUUUUAUGUCAGAUUUUGUUUUGCACCUACCUGGCCUCUCCAGGCCCUCAGUCCCCUCCUCAAUUUCUACUGUUUUUUAAACGGAACUACUUUUAUAAUAUUGGUGUAGUUUUCAAGUGAACCGAACUACCCGAAUGGAAAUACAAACGUCAGAUUUCGUUUUACUCGCACCCAGCCCCUCCGGAGCUUCUACAGGGGCCGGGUAAGUGUAAAACAAAAUCUGACGCAACAUUUGCGCUUGGGAGGUUCGAACGACACCAGUAUCAUAACGUCAUUAUGAGGGGGUAAAUAUGAAGGGAGGAGGUUGAAAUUUCUUAUGGGUACACCCCUUACAAAUGUUUACAACGUACUUAAAAAUGAGAAAAAUCGGUUCAUAUGGGGCUGAGAAAAUAAUUUUUAUUCCAUUCCAGAAAAAGGGUGUUUUUCAAAAAUGGGAUGAGGGGGUCUGGAGAUCUGAAACUUUCAAUGCGGAAGUUCCUCGUUAAGUACCUUUACCUACCUAGUACCUACCUACCUAACAUGCAAAUAUCAAUCCAAAAGCUCACGGAGCCCAUUUCUAAAAAUUACGUCACUUCGAGGGAUCGUAGCGCCACCCCCUUGGGGCUAGGGAGUUGGUUGAUAGAUCAUUCGAUAGGUAUUUGAGAGGACAUAAAAUGAUCACAAAGCUCACUCUACUCGAAAGUUGAUAUUUUAGAAGUUUUUAACGAAAAUCUGAUUUUGAAGGGGUGUGAUCCACUGUGGGAGGGGUCGGUGGGAUUUUAAUAUGUUGUUCACCACACUACUCUUGACAAUAUUCACCAAAAAAUAUUUGAUCGGAAUAACGAGUAUGUGGUUCACCCAUUUUUCCCCCCUAUUUGACUGGACUACGAGA
This is a messenger RNA of Planococcus citri (citrus mealybug), 4901 nucleotides long. Its product is annotated as UDP-glucosyltransferase 2-like. The transcript has 6 exons. Gene Ontology annotation, molecular function: UDP-glycosyltransferase activity. Bases 452 to 1963 code for a protein of 503 amino acids. The record is from RefSeq and is a predicted model, not a curated record. NCBI's taxonomy places the organism in Eukaryota, Metazoa, Arthropoda, Insecta, Hemiptera, Pseudococcidae.